Messenger RNA from Sabethes cyaneus, 2305 nucleotides. RefSeq names its product UNC93-like protein. The transcript has 6 exons. Gene Ontology annotation, cellular component: striated muscle dense body; plasma membrane. Gene Ontology annotation, molecular function: potassium channel regulator activity. The coding region runs from base 328 to 1800 and encodes 490 amino acids. Gene Ontology annotation, biological process: regulation of potassium ion transport; regulation of muscle contraction. The record is from RefSeq and is a predicted model, not a curated record. Lineage: Eukaryota; Metazoa; Arthropoda; Insecta; Diptera; Culicidae.
GUCCGCCGCACGCCAUGCAAUCCAGCUCCAUAGCAUGCAAUUGAAUGAGCUCCGCAAAUCUUUACAGCUGUUUGCACUUGCAAAGCCCUCGCCUUUAGUAGGCUGAACUAGCGGACGACUCGAAUUUGCCGCAAACCAGUUUGCCGGUACACUAAAGAUACAAAAAUUACUAAAUCCGCCCCAUUGCUGAGACGCGGAGGGCCGACAUUAGUCGCGAUCGCGAGACUCAACCGUUAGGAAGUGCGCGCAAUUCUGUGCUUAAUCGAGUCCGAGUCCUAGUUGAGCUAAGCCGAACCGAGAGAGAGAGGGAGGAAAAACAGAAACACGAUGGAUCACGGAAACCCUGCUGCUGCUGCUGGUGGUGUUGUUGGAAAACCGUCCGAGCCCGAAUUCGGAGCGCGGGAAAACUAUCGAGUGGUGAAAAACAUUGCCGUACUGGGCUUUGCAUUUAUGAUUCACUUUACGGCUUUCCACGGCACUUCGAACCUGCAGAGUUCGGUACACAGUGACGGCUCGCUGGGGGCCUAUACGCUGGCCGCAAUCUAUGGCUCCCUCAUACUGUCAAACAUCUUUCUGCCGGUGAUGGUGAUCAGGUGGCUUGGAUGCAAGUGGACUAUCGUGAUAUCGUUUGUGACUUACAUGCCGUACCUCGCGGCGCAGUUCUUCCCCCGAUUCUACACGCUUAUUCCGGCCGGUUUGGCCGUUGGAUUCGGCGGAGGUCCACUGUGGUGUGCUAAAUGUACUUAUCUGUCGGUGAUUGCCGAGGCCUACAGCAUUAUUAAGCAGCGAAAAGUGCAAGCGGACUACUUGAUUGUCAAGUUCUUCGGGUUAUUUUUUGUGUUCUACCAACUUGCUCAGGUUUUGGGUAAUUCGAUCUCGUUCUGGGUUCUAUCGUACGACGACGAGAUAGCGCCGUCCAAUGGCACCGUCCACAAGAUUAACAUUUCGGAAACUUGCGGUGCCAACUACGUUGCCCCGGUGGACCGCCAACUGAGCAUACCGGAGGAUGAUCCGUUGAGCAUUCACCGACCGGACACGGUUAAAUUGAACAUUUUGACGGGGAUUUUUCUGGCUUGUAUGACCGUGGCCAGCCUAUCGGUGGCGAUUGGCGUCGAUUCGUUGAAGCGCUACAACACAACCCGUGCCGGUUCGGGUGCAGGAGUUUCGGGCAUUCGAAUGCUGGUCAUCACGGCCAAACAGCUGACCAACAAGUAUCAACUUUUGCUUUUGCCAAUCACGAUGUUCAUCGGUGUCGAACAAGCUUUCAUUGCAGUGGACUUCACUGCGUCGUUUGUAGCGUGCGGUCUGGGGAUCAGCUCUAUCGGAUUUGCCAUGAUCAGUUUCGGAUCGGCAAACGUGUUUGCUGCCGCUAUCACACCGUACAUCACCAAAACGAUUGGACGUUUUCCCAUGAUCGCAGUGACGGCCGUUUUUCACCUUGCGCUGAUUGUGUUUAUGUUGCUGUGGAAACCGACCGAUCAGUACUGGGCUUACUCGGCCAUCGUCGCCUGCUGGGGACUGGCGGAUGGCAUUUGGCUUAUACAAAUUAAUGCUUUGAGCGGUAUUCUGUUCCCGGGCAACGAGGAGGCUGCGUUCAGCAAUUUCCGUCUGUGGGAGGCAACCGGUUCGGUGAUAAUGUACGCAACCAGUCCCGUUCUGUCGACCUUCACGAAACUGGUUUGCAUCAUGUGUAUUAUGCUGGUCGGAACCGUCGGGUACACUUGCAUCGAGCUAAUGGAAUAUCGCAUCAAAAAGGAAAUAGCCGGGAAGCGGUUUGAAAUGAUCGAACGUACCGAUUAGUUUCCGUCAAGUGCCGCCUGUCAACAGCUGUAUUACAAGUACCUGCAAUGUACAACAGUCUAUUCUGGAUAUCAUCUUAUAGGAAUAUCGGAACGAGUAGUAAAUUUAUUAAUGAUUAUUGGAUGUGAAUAGAAAACCUACAAUGUUGAUCAGAGUUUUUAAUUAUUCAGGAAAUAGAAUAUGCAGUUCUUAGAAAAACAUUCAAACAAGUAUUUUUAGACUGUUAAGUUAGUUGUUACUACCAUGGUUGUGUAAGUCUGCAAACAGCAGGAAAUUUCCAGGAAUGUUUUAAUGGAUGAUCCAGAACAGCUGAAUCACUGAUAGCUGUUCUCUUUCAUCAACAACUUUCUUCGGUUGCAAUGAAACUUGGCAAAGUGAAUCAUACUUGAGUUCUAUAACCCUCCUCUACUGAUUUUGAUUUUAAUGGCUAUAAUUAGUUAGUAGAAUCACAUGAUACUUGUAUGAAACAUUUUGCAACGUAAUCGCUCUCAUUACAAAAGCAAAA